Molecule: messenger RNA, 1812 nt
Organism: Brenthis ino (lesser marbled fritillary)
Lineage: Eukaryota; Metazoa; Arthropoda; Insecta; Lepidoptera; Nymphalidae
Source: the annotation of a GenBank genome assembly
AUGUCUGUGUUAUUUCAGACAGGAAAAUGUUUACUUAGAAAGUCAUUUAAUAAAACAUUUUGUAAAUAUGUAUUUUUACGAAAAAACUCAGAUGUUCCAAAAAAAUUUAUAAGUUUUGAUGAAAUAGUAGCACAAAGAAGAGAAGAGGCACGACGAAGUAUCGUGGUUCAGGUUAACUCGGACUCUUCCUUUAAUGAAUUGUACGGAUAUUGUUCUAAAUAUGCUUCAAUUAAUGGUAUUCAUCAUUAUAAAAAUAAUGGUGGAGAGCAUUUCAUGCUCAUUGAAUUUGGCUCAGAAGGUGAAGUUCAAGAUGUCCUACGGUCUUGUGGGUCUCAUCACAAAGAUUUUGACAUUAUGGCAGUACAGUCACCAUUUCUGUGGUUCAGAGCAGCUUCUGGUGAUAAAGAAAAUUUAGGAAUGAAUGAAAAAACUCUUACAAUUAAAAAUGGAAAUGAUCACAUGGAUGAAAAUAUAUUAUUUGAGGAUUUAAUUAAAUGUGAAACUAUAUCAGACCAAAUACAAUUAUUGUAUCAUAGAACAACAAUAAACGACUUAGGUGUUAGACUGCGGUACAUGGUUGCUAGGCAGUUGGAGAUAGUAUUUAAAAGUCUAUAUGCAAACAUCAAAAUGCAGCCAUUUGGUUCUUCUGUGAAUGGAUUCGGUAGAAUGGGCUGUGAUCUAGAUUUAGUGCUGACUAAUGAUUUAACUGAAGACAUGACAUCACCAAACAACCGGUUAGUGUAUCAAGAAAAGAAAUGUGAAGGUGGACGCACACCCUGGCAAAGGCAUAUGGAGCUAGUGGGUGCACUCCUGGAAUUGAGGAUUCCGGGAGCUUCCAGGGUACAAAGGAUACUGAAUGCAAGGGUUCCUAUAGUAAAAUACUCCCAUGAAUUGGCAGACGUAGACUGUGAUCUAUGUUUUAAUAAUACGUCCGGAGUGUACAUGUCCGAGUUGCUCUGGCAGUUCGGGGAGCUGGACAGGCGCGUGCGGCCGCUGGCCUUCGCGGUGCGGCGCUGGGCCAGCGCGGCGGGCCUCACGCACGCGCACCCCGGCCGCUGGGUCACCAACUUCCCGCUCACCCUCAUGGUGCUGUUCUUCCUCCAACAGAAGAGUGUCGCGAUAUUGCCCUCUUUGAAAUAUCUGGUUGGAAAUGCUGGCAAAGAAGACAUUAGAAUAGCUGAAGAGAAUCUCAAUUGCACAUUCCUACGAGACCUGAACAAGUUGCCGGCCGACUCGUACGGACAGAACGACUGCGACUUACAGACACUGCUCUUCCAGUUCUUCGAAUUUUACUCACAGUUUGAUUUCGCCGAUAAAGCAAUAUCUAUCAACGAAGGACGGCCGAUAAGAAAACCAAAUGCCCUCCCUCUAUACAUAGUAAAUCCUUUAGAACAAGCCCUAAACGUCAGUAGAAACGUAAGUUAUGAAGAAUGUGAACGGUUAAAGUUAGAAGUCCGGAACGCCGCAUGGUAUUUAGAGGGAUGCUUAGAAAACAAGAAAUCAGAAGACUGGGGUAUCUUAGGCCUCAUAGAGAAAAGGUCUUCGAGAGGGUUAAAGAAACUACUCAGAGUUGGAAAUUCUCAUAGGCUAGUGUCGGUUAAGGAUCUGUUCACGGAUGAUGAUGAUCAGCUCCCCAGUGAAGGGUUGAGGUCUAAAUUGCAGAAGAUUAUAAAGACUGAUAAACAAGUGGAGGAAAAUGUGAAAGAUAUGAAAAUUGGGUUGGAGAAGAAGGAGAAAAAAGUGGAAAAAUUUAAAUUCAAGAACAGUCAGACUGCGAGUGAAGUGUACAGAAUAAGGAGGGACAAACUUGUG